Messenger RNA from Oncorhynchus nerka (sockeye salmon), 5307 nucleotides. Its product is annotated as ubiquitin domain-containing protein 1. The transcript has 3 exons. Lineage: Eukaryota; Metazoa; Chordata; Actinopteri; Salmoniformes; Salmonidae. The record is from RefSeq and is a predicted model, not a curated record. Gene Ontology annotation, molecular function: protein binding. The coding region runs from base 688 to 1386 and encodes 232 amino acids.
UAUAUUUUCUCUGAAGAAACAUAAAAUAACAUUUAAAAACAAACUUUCAAUCGUUUGACUCCCUUCCCCCCGAGAACGCGCAGGCGUAAAAAGUUAGUGUUUCUAUCUGCACCAGAAAGGGAAGGGGGAUUUAAAACCAGGCUGACAAAAAUGAGAAGGGUUGGAAAUUCUCCAUAUACACAAUCAAUUGUUUUAUCUAAGUUAGUUAGCUAUAUGUGUACCCGGUCGCUAGUGCAUAGAAUUCUGCUUACUAAUUUAUUAGCUAGCAAGAAAGUUGCUUAACUGUUGGCUACAAAGAAAGUGAACCUGUCUAAAUUUGUAUUUAUAGAGGAAUGUCUAGCGUUGAACUAUAACGCAAUCAAUGAUUGUUGACACUUUUAUCCAAUUUAGCUGGCUAGACAUUCUGCACGUGACUACUGCUUUUGAAACGUUGGAUCACAUCAAACAAUAAUAAAACGGAGAUAGCUAGCGUACUAUUGAGCUUGUUAGCUAGCUAGCUUCCGUGCUUGUUAGCUAGUUGUUCGACCAGCGUGCACUUUACCUCCGUUACUCGGUGGAUUCAUCUAUCAAGAUAAUCAACUUGACCUCGUUAAUUUUGUACAGUGGAUCUGUAUAUAUUUGUUUUGGAACCAGCUAGCGGUUGGUUAAUGAUGGGGCCCCGACAUAGUUAACCAUCUGAUACAAAUCAUGGGAGGAUGUGUUGGGAGAGAACGCGAGGACACACAGGGCCACGGUUCAUCCAGGAGCGGUGGAAGGACACACCGAAAACGUGGAGGUCGCAAUGAGCCCCUCAAGAAGGACAAGCCCAAGUGGAAGAGUGACUACCCCAUGACGGAGGGCCAGCUCCGCAGUAAGAGGGAUGAGUUCUGGGACACGGCGCCGGCCUUCGAGGGACGCAAGGAGAUAUGGGACGCCCUGAAGGCGGCCACUGUGGCCCUGGAGUGCAACGACCACGAGCUGGCCCAGGCCAUAGUGGAUGGAGCCAGCAUCACACUGCCUCACGGGUCCCUGACGGAGUGUUAUGACGAGCUAGGUAGCUGCUACCAGCUGCCCGUUUACUGCCUGGCCCCUCCGGUCAACCUGAUCUCCGAGCGCAGCGACGAGGACCCCAGUGACAACCCCGAGCCCACCGCUGCCCCCAAGAAGGAGUUCCAGCUCAAGGUGCGCCUUUCCACGGGCAAGGACCUGCGCCUUAGCGCCAGCAUGGCCGACCCCAUCGGGCAGCUGAAGAAGCAGCUGCAGGCCCAGGAGGACAUCGACACGGCCCACCAGCGCUGGUUCUUCUCGGGCAAGCUGCUCACGGACAAGACCCGCCUGCAGGACACCAAGAUCCAGAAGGACUUUGUCAUCCAGGUCAUCGUCAACCCGCAAGCCCCCAUUAACUAGGUCCCAGGUGAGUAGGGGUGAAGAGGAGGGGUGAUGGAGAGACCGGACUGGAUACGAGGAACCCCAGAUAAUGGCUUUACCACUGCUCUUUAAAACAGAGAGGUGAUCUGGGGAAUUAUAAGAGAUGAAUAACAGAAGGGAGAGACUCCAAAGUGCUGCUUUUCAAUGUCUACCAUUAAAGAGUGUGAAAUAUUUUUGAAUGCGUGACUUCACUGUGGGAGGGUUGGUCGAUUUGAUUGAUCUAGCCAGACCAGACCUCUCACUCUGAGAAGGGUGUUCUGUGUCACUCACCACACUAACUCUGGAGUCACACUGUCCACUGAGACCUCUACCCUCCCUCCCCUUGCAAAAAUGACCCAAAUCACAGCAGAAUUGCCCUCCCAACUCAGAUGUGAGACACUGCAGGUGUGAACUGCAUGGCAUUUGCAAGGGGUCUGCGUCUGCACUAACGGUAACUAAGUGCCAAUAUAAAUGGCAGAGUAAUUUGGAUCGGUUGUAAAGCACAUCCCCUCCCCCCGUCAUAGAUUCCUACCUUGAUCCACCAUCAAGUGAAAUACAAACUAUUUUUCUCAUUCAAAUUCUUUUAAUAAGCUUUUUUUGCACACUUGAUUAUAUUUGCGUAGUAGUUUGUGUGCCUUCAAGGAAGAAAACAAAACAAAAUCCUAGGGGGAAAACUCUAGUUUUACUGCUAAAGCUUUCUUUCUCUAGAAUCAGGAAUAAUCUUUUCAUAGAUCUAUAAAAAAAAAAAAUCCUAAGUAUACUGCUGCCUUUUCCGAUCGUUUGUCUUGUCAGUUGUUGAAGUUCAAAUUUACUGUGGUGUUUUCAUGGCUGUUUUCCACAUAUUGUCCCCCUCACCUGUUUUUUGUUGUUGUUGUUGUAUGUACUGUAGAGUGACUAUGAUUAGAGCCCAGCCCUCAUGCUGUGCCACAUAACAAUCCUGAGGUGAAAUGUGAAGCUAUAGUGAAGAUGAUUGGAGUAUGCCUCUGUUUUUAAUAUACACCGAGUGUACAAAACAUUAGGAACACCUUCCUAAUAUUUAGUUGCACCCCCCUUUGCAGCCUAAAUUCGUCGGGGCAUGUCCUCUACAAGUUGUUCAAAGCGUUCCACAGGAAUGCUGGCCCAUGUUGACUCCAAUGAUACACACAGGAAACUGUUGAGCGUGGAAAAACCUAGCCAGCGUCGCAGUUCUUGACACACUCAAACCGGAGCGCCUGGCACCUACUACCAUACCCCGUUCAAAGGCGCUUAAAAUUGUUUGUCUUGUACAUUCACCUUCUGAAUUGCACACAUACACAAUCCAUGUCUCAUUUGUCUCGAGGCUUAAGAAAAAAAUCCUUCUUUUAACCAGCCUCCUCCCUUUUCAUCUACACUGACGUUGAAGUGGAUUUAACAAGUGCCGUAAAUAUGGGAUCAUAGCGUUCACCUGGUCAGUCUCACAGAAACAGCAGGUGUUCCCGACGUCUUGUACACUCAUGGAAUUGUACAACAUGUGCUUGCCUUUCUCAGGUGGCACCUCACUGCCCCUGAGGUGCUCCUUUAUCCUUCACAUUGGCCUUUUUGCUUUUCCAUCUCUCUCUCUCCCUCGAAGCACUUUGCCCCCCCAUAACCUGAGGCUUCACUAGACGGACCUAUAGUCCUCACGAGCAGGGUGGUCAAGCUAACUAGAUGGACCUAUAGUCCUCACGAGCAGGGUGGUCAAGCUAACUAGAUGGACCUAUAGUCCUCACGAGCAGGGUGGUCAAGCUAACUAGAUGGACCUAUAGUCCUCACGAGCAGGGUGGUCAAGCUAACUAGACGGACCUAUAGUCCUCACGAGCAGGGUGGUCAAGCUAAUUUUGGAUCCCCUUGUAUCCGGCUGUCGAUGCGGAUUCUGAGCCCCAGCCAGCCGACCCAGCGUAAAGUUAGCUGACCAGAGCUUAGUCCAUUCAGCACGCAGACCGUAAUCCAUCCCCUUCCUCCCACACAAACAAAAGCCAGGCCAAGCUGACUCUGAGCAGUAGCUGCCCCAAUAUGCCUCUGAGCCUGGGCUGCCAUGGGGAUGGCAAGAGGGUAGGAGUUGUUUCCCUUAACCACCAGACCCCUAAUCCUAACCUUAACCAUUAGGGGGGGAUGAAAACUAUCUGACCCUGUAUGAGGGGUUAGAAGUAUCUUCUCUUUUAACUGCUCUGUAGGGAUGAUAGAGGGGCGAGGGUGUCUUUGCAGGAGGGUUCCCGACAAACUGCUGCUGCUCACUCAUUUGACUGCCGGCCAGAUCGCGAAGAAGCAAACCAGGCGGUAGUGAAGUUCAAUUCCCCUCGAGCCUUAAUGUGGCCUAAAAAAACAACAACAUAGGACACCAUACUUGUUGGUGGACGGUUAAGCUGGAGAUGGAAAGACCUGUACCAUGCUAUUGUCAUCGUGGUUACGCUAUCAUUUUAGAUUUUUUUGUCUGCGUAGGCAUCAUUUGAACUUCAUCCAUUUUAGCUUCAACAGUUGAUUCAUACUGUGCUGGGAAUGUAUUGAACAUUUUAUGCAAACUUGAAUAUGCAUUUCUCUCAACUUACAAUGUAUUUAUGUGCAAUACAGACUAAGACCUUGAUUCUUCCCAUAUUUCAUGUGUACCGUAGCAUUAGCUAUGACUAUUGUAAAGGUUCUCAAAUGCAGAACUUCACGUAGGAGCCUGCUAUGUUCAGAUUGCUUUGUCAUUGAACAAUCAACUUUCUUUGACCUUGUCCAGAGUUUCAUAUUGCUUUUGUCUCGGUUUGAAAUGUUGUCCCUUCUAGAAAAGUGUUUUCAAGUAGCAACAUCUUUCUUUUAAUGGCAUGACCUCACUAUGAUAAUCAUGUACUUUCUGUGAAUUGGCUCGGCCUCUGAGGUUAGCACAUCAUUUGGGGCUCAUAAGACCUACCUUUGCAAUAGAGCCUCUUUGUAAAAAAAAUAAUAAAAUCUCGGCCCAUGUUCUGUUAGCUGGGUCGUUACACUUCUCUCAGAAUGUGUCUCAAAUGUUGGCUUCAACUAUGGUAAUUUUGUAGUCGUAUGAGAGCUGUAUCAAGAUACGCCGGUUUAACAUCAAGGUACAAAUCCCUACGCGAGACGGCAUAAAAAUUAUAAACCUCACUGUAAUCAAUGUGAGGGAUCUGCUCGAUAUUGCCAGUAAGGACAAAUCUGAUACCGCAGAGCAUUGACAUCACACAAGGGCCGUGGUUCGAUCCAGGCCAGGGGAGCAGGAGAGAGCGGAAUAAAGAGACUUCUUUGUUGUUUUUUCUGAGACCUGUGAACCUCCCAUCACUGCAGUUGGACAUUUUCAACAACUGUCUAGGAAUAUGAUCCCUUAUGCAGACAAUUAAUCAGACACUAUGUUUUUUUCGGGUUUUAGUAAGAACGUGCAAGUAUAUUUGUAUGUACUGUAUGCCUAAUACACGUUUGAUCAUUUGGAGUUCAGGUCAGGAGUUUCAUUUGUGUCUUUCUGUAGUGUCCAUAGUCAUGGUAUUAGUUAUGGUACACCGGUGGACUCCGUUAUACAGUGGACUUAAGCAAGCAGGUAAAAAGCCAUAUGGCCACAGAUAUUUAUUUUAGUUAUUUUGUGGACUACAAAAGGACACAAUGUAGACUGCUUUGUUUUCCUCUCGAACCUCAGAUCCUAAGAAGCCAUUGCAUUUUAAUGAAGCGUUUUCCCCCGGGGUGAAUCGAGAGGCACCCCCUUCCUCAACAGCUCAAAGCAGAUACAUGCUAAUUGCGCUUUUGAUGUCAUGAAGUCAUCAAUGAGGAUAUAGCCGUAUAAAAGAUCUGUAUAUUUAGUCAUUUUGAAAAAUAAGUGAUUUAUUAGGAGAUUUCUGAUAAUUAAAUAUGCCUACGACUUGUUUUACAAGUGACGUGUACAUUUAUAAGAUUUAAUUUUCAACCUUAUUUUUAACUGUCAAAUAAAAUUAUUGGAAAAAUAAA